Messenger RNA from Notodromas monacha, 414 nucleotides. The record is from the annotation of a GenBank genome assembly. Lineage: Eukaryota; Metazoa; Arthropoda; Ostracoda; Podocopida; Cyprididae.
AUGUUCGAUAUUACUGUAUACAGAUCCAAGCACGAUCCCGAAGCGCAUUGGGAGUUGAAGAAAGCAUUUUUCGAACGCUAUAUGGAUGAAGUACCUGAGAUUGAGUUGGUAUGUCUCGCGCAGACCUUUAUUAAUGCAGAAAUCCUCGGUUGUACUUAUCCCGAUGAAACGGUGAAAAAGUUAGCUGUAAUGCGUGAAGGAAUUCGGGAUGCAAUCGACAAAUUCGAGCGGUUGAAGGAUAAUCGAGCUCAGAAAAUCAUGAUAGGAUCUCAUUCUAGGUACAAAAAGGAUGAUCAAGCAAAGGCAAUGCAAGAAGCAAAGCAAGGUUACCAAACUCGAUCUGAAGCCUGUGGUUUGCAAACGGUGUAUGAAAUGGCAACCAAGGUAACGGUCGCCUCGGAUAGCGGCUUAUGA